Messenger RNA from Anoplophora glabripennis (Asian longhorned beetle), 413 nucleotides. Its product is annotated as larval/pupal cuticle protein H1C-like. Lineage: Eukaryota; Metazoa; Arthropoda; Insecta; Coleoptera; Cerambycidae. The record is from RefSeq and is a predicted model, not a curated record. The coding region runs from base 50 to 301 and encodes 83 amino acids. The transcript is spliced from 2 exons.
CUAUUACACUGAUACUUGCUUGCAUCACGAACUGUAAACCAACGCCAAAAUGUUCAAAAUUUUAGUUCUCGCUACGAUCGUCUGCGUUGCCAAUGCCGGACUCAUCGGUUUGGGCGGUCAUGGUGUUGCCGUGGCAGUAGCCCCAGGUGCCACAUCUUACCAAAACAACAACCAAAUCUCACUCCACCCCGUCCCGGUGGUAGCAACUCACGCCGUCGCCGCCGCUCCCAUCGCUGUCGCCCACGCCGCUCCCGUCGCCAUUGGAAUCGGACAUGGAGGAAUCGGUCUAGGACUUCAUUAGGCUUUUAACUAGGGAUGAGCAGCCGUUUAGAGUUAGGGAUGAAAUUGUUGUUUUCGUUUUUGUUUGGUGUUCGACAUUUGGCCGUUAAAAUUAAUAAAAAGCUGGAAAAUAA